GGCAAUACGUGUCUCUCGUUUCCAUUGCAUUCAAUUCUGUCUGUCUUUUUCUAUCUUGAAUUUGUAAGUAACUAUGCCCUGGUUAUCACGCAAUAGCAGUCCCGCGAAUUCCAUUGGAGACAUGAUGGCAGUCCAAUCACCGAUUGUUGCCCCGGCGAAGAUAUCGCCAUCCUCUUCAAUGGCAGUCACAGUCAUUCCUUCGAUCAUCGAUCCUACAUGCGGGACAUCACCCGCUCAAUAUCGCCAUUCAACAAUGGAAGUCUUCUGGAACUCCAUGCACAUACUUUCUCGCAAUUUGUACUGCAUUCCCCAGAUGAUGGGAUCCUUCACUUUUAGUGUGGCCCAAAUGAUUCCUAAGAGCUCAGGGAGGGAUAUGUAUGAAAUGGGCAUUCAGUGUAUGUUAUGUAUCAUGGAGUGUUGGGCAAUGCUCAUGGUCAUACCGGCAUUCUUGACGAUGCCUGGAGCGAUGUUCAUGAUGUGUUGUCUGGCUAUGUGGGGGGUUAUGGUUGGGAUGUCAUGGCUAUUGAGAGGAAGAGAGAGAAUUUGUGAAAGUAUAAUGCCUGUUGGAGACUUUGGGGACGAGAAAUGGAUUUUUGUUAAUGGUAGUUGUACGAGCUACACUCAAAUGAUGCAUCAUCUCACUCGACUGAGUAUCAUUUUUCACCGCCGCAUGACCGGAAUCCACAAUCGCACCUUGGGGCUCCCUCUCGACCUUCUCUUUCACUUUCUCUCGACCGCCAUGCCCAUCCACCGCACUCUGUAUUCGCAACUUCGCGAAACUCUUUUGUCACCUAGUAUCCAAAAAGUAGUCAUUCUCUCACAUUCAACCGGUUCCAAGAUCGUCUCUGAUAUCCUUGAUCAACUACACGCCGAUCUGCCAGCUAGUUUAAUGGCGAAAUUGGAGAUCUAUACUUUCGGAGCCGCAGGUGGCUCUUUCUCGAAUCCUCUGGUCAAUUCGCUUCGUAUGGAACUCGGGGCUCAUGCAGAGAAUGAGAACACCAAUAUGAAAGUAUCUUAUGAACGUGUAAUACCCCAUAUUGAACAUUACCUUCCUCUUACAUCCUCGCCGCUGUCUACUAUGUCGAUUUUACACCCGGUCUUACAUACUCUAGACUCUCGAUUCUGCGGCCGAAUGUUCAUAUUGAAUGGGUUUCACCCGGUCUUGUUCGAGCAAUACUUGGAUAUGAUGUUCACUUGGCGAAAAUCCGGUAAUUCAGGUGAUGAGUCGGAGAAUCGAGGGUUUUGGGAUGAAAUGGUCAGAGUUGAUGGAGAGACAGCUGAAAAGAGAGAAUUUACAGCGGGUGCAAGAGGCGCAGCUGGUAUGGGAAAGGGAGAGAGAAGAUGGAGUGGGCUGAUGCAGAUGGAGAAGGAGGGAAAGAGAAGACCGGGUAGUUGGAGCUGGUCGAAGAUGGGGAUGGAUGGAGUAGGAAUGGUGAGGAGAGAGACGAAGGCUUUGGAGGGAAAGAGAAUGAGGGAGGUGGGGAGGUUGGGUGGUUAUGAAGGUGGUGAAAGACUAAGUGUGGGCUGGUUUGAGGGAAAAGGAAUGAUGGGGUUAGAGAAGAGGAUGGCGAGUGGUGGCCAGUAAAAUUAAGUCUAAGCGAUGAUCUAGGGACUGCGAAUGGAAGUGAAAGCGAUUUGGAGGGUUGGGAUGAAGUGGUAGUUAGUAAUUCUGGGGAUCCUCGUGGUUCUAAGGUAGAUAUCAAUGGAUGCAGCUCGGGGUUUGAGAGCAACGAAGAAGAAACCGACGUUGAUUUGGAUAUGUUAGUGGCAGUAUGGUUUUGACAAGGUCUGUUUCUACUUUUAACUUUUUAAUACUACGGAAAUAUGUAUUUGAACUCUUGCUUUCUGAUAGUACUAUAUUGAACCUAGCGUGCUCCGACUUUUAAUCUGAAUUUAUCA
Molecule: messenger RNA, 1899 nt
Organism: Botrytis cinerea B05.10
Lineage: Eukaryota; Fungi; Ascomycota; Leotiomycetes; Helotiales; Sclerotiniaceae
Exons: 3
Coding region: 74-1585 (503 amino acids)
Source: RefSeq, a predicted model, not a curated record